Equus caballus (horse) is the source of this 1331-nucleotide messenger RNA. RefSeq names its product sharpin. Gene Ontology annotation, biological process: protein linear polyubiquitination; positive regulation of canonical NF-kappaB signal transduction; proteasome-mediated ubiquitin-dependent protein catabolic process. The record is from RefSeq and is a predicted model, not a curated record. Gene Ontology annotation, cellular component: ubiquitin ligase complex. Lineage: Eukaryota; Metazoa; Chordata; Mammalia; Perissodactyla; Equidae. Gene Ontology annotation, molecular function: ubiquitin binding; ubiquitin-protein transferase activity.
AAAAUCUAUCCCAGGGAGAUGGCGCCUCCGGCGGGCGGCGCGGCGGACCCGGACCCGGGCUCGGCCGUGGUGCUCCUUGCCGUACACGCCGCGGUGAGGCCGCUGGGCGCGGGGCCGGACACCGAGGCGCAGCUGCGGAGGCUGCAGCUGAGCGCGGACCCCGAGCGGCCCGGGCGCUUCCGGCUGGAGCUGCUGGGCGCGGGGCCCGGGGCGGUCAAUUUGGAGUGGCCCUUGGAGUCAGUCUCCUACACCGUCCGAGGCCCCAGCCAGCAUGAGCUGCAGCCUCCACCUGGAGGGCCUGGGACCCUCAGCCUGCACUUCCCCAAUCCUCAGGAAGCUCAGCGGUGGGCAGCCCUGGUCCGAGGUGCCACCGUGGAGGGACAGAAUGGCAGUGACAGCCUGCCCCCAGCCCUGGGCCCAGAAACGUGCCCUGUUUCUCUACCCAGUCCCCCUCCACCCAGUCCCCCUGAAGUGCCCACAGCCAAGGUCCCCCAACCCAAGGUGGAUCUGCCCUGGAGCCCUGGAGACUUGAUGGAGAAAGAAGAGCUGGUGGGGCGCCUGGCCCGGGCCAUCGAAGGUGGGGAUAAGAAGGGGGCGGCUCAGACAGCAGCCAUCCUGGCCCAGCAUCAUGUGGCCCUUAGGGUCCAACUCCAGGAGGCCUGCUUCCCUCCUGGCCCCAUCAGGCUACAGGUCACAGUUGAAGACGCUGCAUCCUCUGCUCACGUCUCGCUGCAGGUACACCCCCACUGCACCAUCGCGGCCCUCCAGGAGCAGGUGUUCUCGGAGUUUGGCUUCCCGCCCGCUGUGCAGCGCUGGGUCAUUGGGCGGUGUAUGUGUGUGCCCGAGUGCAGCCUUGCUUCCUAUGGCAUCCAGCGGGACGGGGACCCUGCUUUCCUUUACCUGCUCUCAGCCCCUCGAGAAGCCCCAGGUCGCAGCACUCAGCGCCCCCAGAAGGUGGAUGGGGAACUAGGCCGCUUGUUUCCUCAGUCACUGGGGCUGCCUCGAGCCCCUCAGCCAGCCAGCUCCAGCCUCCCCAGCCCCCUUCAGCCUGGCUGGUCCUGCCCUUCCUGCACCUUCAUCAAUGCCCCAAGCAGACCUGGCUGUGAGAUGUGUAGCACCCAGAGGCCUUGCACUUGGGACCCCCUUCCCUCAGCCUCCACCCAGCAGCCACCAAAGGUCACAAAGAGAGAGGAUGGCCCGUUCCUUCCAAGCCCAAGGUCCCUGGACCCCCUCCUGAACCUCUCAGGGGACCUCUGCUGACUGCUCUCUGGGGACAGAGCCAGGGUUGGGGGAGGGGCCACCAGAGUCAUUAAAGACACUUCUGAGCCAGC